This is a messenger RNA of Dioscorea cayenensis subsp. rotundata (Guinea yam), 1539 nucleotides long. Its product is annotated as protein ECERIFERUM 26-like. Lineage: Eukaryota; Viridiplantae; Streptophyta; Magnoliopsida; Dioscoreales; Dioscoreaceae. Gene Ontology annotation, molecular function: acyltransferase activity, transferring groups other than amino-acyl groups. The record is from RefSeq and is a predicted model, not a curated record.
CUCAUUGAUAGUUUCAUUCAAAGUAUUCACAAGGCCAAAAUGGUGUCCACCUUGGAAGUACACAGCCACAAGCUCUCAUCGGUGGUCCCCGGAGCUGUCACCGGCGACGAGGUCAUCCAUGAGCUAACCAACAUGGACUUAGCAAUGAAGCUCCACUAUCUCCGAACAGUGUACUUCUUCAAAGCCAAUGAAGUUAUUGAAGGACUAAGCAUCUUCAAUCUCAAAGAACCCAUGUUUCUCAUGCUCAAUGUCUUUUACCCGGUCGCCGGGAGGAUACGAAGGACAGACUCCGGCCGUCCGUUCAUUAGGUGUAAUGACAGUGGAGUGAGGAUCAUCGAAGCCCAGUGCGAUAAGACGAUCGAUGAAUGGUUGCAGAGCGAGCAUUCGUCUCUUGAUGAUCAAUUUGCCGCGGACAAGGUUCUUGGUCCUGAUUUGGCUUUCUCUCCCCUCGCUUAUAUUCAGAUCACUAGAUUCAAAUGUGGAGGAAUGUCAGUAGGUUUGAGUUGGGCACACAUCCUUGGAGAUGCCAUCUCAGCUACAAACAGCAUCAACAUGUGGGGACAAUUCCUCACAAAAAACAAGUCACCAACUGAUCAAAACAUCCCAAAAAUCCAACCAAAAAGCAUCAACAACCUCUCAGCAAAAUUAACACCUGCAACUCCAAAUAGACUCAUCAAACAAGUCCCACCAGUUGAAGAUCACUGGAUUUGUCCCACUAAUCAUCACCAAAUGGCCACAUUUUCCUUCCAGAUUUCAUCACCAUCAUUAUCAUCUUUUGAGUCCCUCUCUGCUCUCAUUUGGAAGUGUUUGGCAAAGAUUAGACAAGGGAGGGAGCCACAUUUGGUCACAGUCUGCAGGUCUACCUCUGCAGAAAAGAAAACUGGAUUUGUUUUAAGCAAUGAUCAAUUCAUCACCAGUGUUCAUUGUGAGUCUUCUCUUUCAAAGAUUGAUGUUUCAGAACUAGCACAAUUGAUAGCUGAAGCAAGAGUGGAUAAAAAGAAGGAAAUUGAGGAAUUAAUUGACAGUGAGAGUGGAGAACCAAGCUUCAUUUUUUAUGGAGCAAACCUCACUUUUGUUGAUUUAGAGAAUGUGGAGUUUUAUGGGUUGGAGAUUAAAGGACAAAAGCCUGUUCAUGUGAGCUUUAAGAUUGAUGGAGUGGGUGAUGAAGGUCUUGUGCUUGUUCUUCCUGCUGGGGAUGGUGAAGGGAAAAAUGUGACAGUCAUUUUACCAGAAGAUGAGAUUUUAAAGCUCAGGGAAGUGCUUGAGAUUGAAUGGAAUGUUGUUGUGUGGUAAACAAAAUUGCAAAUCAUAUUACUGCAGAAUUAAACAUGUUUCUGUGUUGCUAUAGUUGUUGCUAUUGUUGUUUAUGAUCAUAAAGUUGCUCGAUACAAGAUCAGUCACUAUUUAAUAGUGUUCUGUAUAUUUAUGUUGGUAGUUUUGCUUGAAAUUGUGCCAUGUAAUCACUCAAUCAAACAGUGACGCUGAAUAUGUAAUUUAAUUGUUUAAUUAAACGGUGAUUAUGACGAUAAAGUUGUUUGA